CUUUGUUGUUUUAGAAUCGAUAGGUACCUAAUAAGCGUAUUCAGUAAGCGUUUUUAAAGUAAACAACAUUAAAUAUACAUUAUUGUUUAUUGUUAGCUAUUACUACGAUUUGUUAUUUUAAUGAACGAAACAUUUAAAUAAUUUGAGCUAAAGUUUUGUCAACUUAAUCAUAUUAAGUUGAAUGCUGUAAAAUAAACAAUGAAGUCAUUUAUAUUUAUUUUAUUACUAAAGUUAUCUUUAGCAGAAUUAACAACGCGUGUUAGUCCUGGAUAUGAUUGCGAGUACUGCCAGCCAGAACAAAUACACAUUUCAUUUGGAUCAAAAUCCAAUGACAUUGUCGUAACAUGGACGACAUUUAAUGACACUCAAGAGUCCCGAGUCCAGUAUGGGGAGGCCACAAUGGACAAGGAGGCAGUUGGCUCCAGGACCCUCUUUACGGAUGGAGGGAAGCGUCGUCGGAAGAUGUGGAUACAUAGAACUCUUCUACCUGAUCUAAAAUUUGAUACCAAAUAUGUGUAUCACGCGGGAUCGGUGUUCGGUUGGUCGGAGGAGUUCUCGUUCAAGACCCCCCCGGCGGGCGAGGACUGGGUGGUGCGCGCCGCCAUAUACGGUGACAUGGGGAAUAAGAAUGCGCAUUCGCUAUCUUACCUCCAAGACGAGGCGCAGCGUGGUCACUUCGACAUGAUCCUCCACGUGGGGGACUUCGCCUACGAUAUGGACACCGACGACGCGCUGGUGGGAGACGAGUUCAUGCGACAGAUCCAGCCCCUGGCGGCCAUACUGCCCUACAUGACGUGCCCGGGGAACCACGAGGCGAAGUAUAACUUCAGCAACUACCGCAACCGGUUCUCCAUGCCGGGCCCUUACGAAAGCAUGUUCUACUCGUUCGACCUCGGCCCGAUACACUUCAUAUCUAUAUCCACUGAAUUUUACUAUUUCCUCGAGUUCGGGUUUAAGAUGGUCGCAAAUCAGUUCGAAUGGCUCCAGGAGGAUCUCAUCGAGGCCACGAAACCGGAGAACAGGGCGCGGCGACCGUGGCUCGUGCUGGUCGGGCACCGCCCCAUGUACUGCAGCAACUCCGACGACAUCGACUGCAGCGUCGAGUACACCAGGAAGGGGCUGCCGUUCCUGGGCCUGUACAGCCUGGAGCCGCUGCUGCAGCGCUUCGGCGUGGACGUGGCGCUGUGGGCGCACGAGCACAGCUACGAGCGCACGUGGCCGCUGUUCGACCUGCGCGUGCGCAACGGCUCGGCCGCGCAGCCCUACCGGAACCCGCGGGCUCCUGUCCACAUAGUAACUGGCUCGGCGGGCUGUCAGGAGGAUACGGAUAAAUUUAAAAGUCCCCCCCCGGCGUGGUCGGCGUUCCGCAGCUCGGACUACGGCUACACUCGCCUGUACGCACACAAUCACACCCACCUGGAGUUCCAGCAGGUGGACGUUGACCUCAAGGGUCAAGUUGUGGACUCUUUCUGGAUAGUCAAGGACCAUCAUCGGCCUUAUGACCCCCUGUAAUAAGGAGUAAUAUUGAAUGUCUCAGAUAUGAUCGACACCCAAAGAACUUGUGAUAAUAUAAUAUGGAUUGAGAUAUAUAAAAGAAUAAGCAUUGAUAGCAUAUAUAGCGAUUGUAAAAUCGCAGGCUCGAUUCUCUAACCCCUUGGGGGUAUUUUUGGACUUAUUGGAGGAUAUAAUGGGCAUAUUUAGUAAUAGAUUGGUAGAUAAAAAUACUUAGAUAUUGCUUUCAUUUGUAAUUAAUAAUUUUUUAAUUCAUUUCUUUUUUGAGAAAUAUAUAAACUUUAAAUAAAAA
Nymphalis io (European peacock) is the source of this 1804-nucleotide messenger RNA. Its product is annotated as acid phosphatase type 7. Gene Ontology annotation, molecular function: acid phosphatase activity; metal ion binding. Bases 199 to 1512 code for a protein of 437 amino acids. The transcript has 10 exons. Lineage: Eukaryota; Metazoa; Arthropoda; Insecta; Lepidoptera; Nymphalidae. The record is from RefSeq and is a predicted model, not a curated record.